AUGUCAGCCAAUGAUACGCUCUCUGUUGAAGACAAGGAGUUUCUUGCUCAAUGUGAAGAAGAAUUUAAAGAUAGAUUCACAGAUAAAGAUGAAGAAUUCAUGAAAAUAUUGAACGCUGAGCCAUCAACACCACCUAUUGUGUCUCCAUGGUGGACCCCACAAAAUUCUGGCCGCCAGAAUGACCACCGCAACAACAAACGGCAUCGUUAUGAACAGCACGGCGGCGGCAGAGACCGGUACGGAAGGAGAGACCAUAAUAACAGGAGAGACCAAGAUAGAGCAGACUAUCAAGAUCACAGAGGAUACAAUGACUAUGGAGACCGAAGCUAUGGCUACCAUAAUAAGAGACAUCGUUACUGA
Messenger RNA from Amyelois transitella, 360 nucleotides. RefSeq names its product RNA guanine-N7 methyltransferase activating subunit. The coding region runs from base 1 to 360 and encodes 119 amino acids. NCBI's taxonomy places the organism in Eukaryota, Metazoa, Arthropoda, Insecta, Lepidoptera, Pyralidae. The record is from RefSeq and is a predicted model, not a curated record. Gene Ontology annotation, molecular function: RNA binding. The transcript has a single exon. Gene Ontology annotation, biological process: RNA 5'-cap (guanine-N7)-methylation.